GUCCUGAAUGUACUCUACAGGAAGAACGAAUCUUUCUACGUAAUUACACAGGACAGCAUGACAUUGGAUGAUGUAGAGCAACUUCUUCGGGAGACAGAUCACAAUGGGUUCCCUGUGGUCGUGAGCAGACAGUCUCAAUACUUGGUUGGCUUCGUUGCCAGACGAGACUUAAAUAUUGCCAUCAAUCAAGCCAAAAAGAACACAGAAGGCAUAGUGGGAGAGUCAGUGGUGUUAUUCACAGCAUCUGUCCCAUCGCCGUGGAUGGGUCCUCCUCCUCUCCGCCUCCGCAAAAUCUUGGAUCUUGCUCCUAUUACGAUCACUGAUCAAACUCCAAUGGAGACAGUGGUGGACAUGUUUAGAAAGCUGGGGUUGAGGCAAACUCUUGUCACUCACAAUGGGCGGUUGUUGGGAAUCAUCACAAAGAAGGACGUUUUGCGUCACAUCAAGUUCCUGGAAAGUGAAGAUCCAGAAUCGGUCCUCUUCAACUGAUUACCUCACAUCACUUGGGCUCAAUCACUCACCUUGUUUUAAUUUAUUAUACAUCGUUGAGGGGUAUUGUUCAAACUGUACCGCCUCAUUGGGUGUGUACGUUGCCCCUUGGGUUAACAGAUUUCUGCCACGUCUCGCCAUGUUUUCUUAGUUGCCUAUCUGCCAGGUUCAGGGAUGAAUCCCACUUGAUGUAGGAUAUCCUUCAGUGAUGGGGCUCAGCUGAUGGGCAGGUGUAUAUGCCAAAUAGUUAAAUGAAUACAGUCCUUUUAUCAGUAUAUUUUUAUAGUAUUGUGUUCCAGAUGUACAGACCUCCUCUGAUGUGAUAAUGUGUCACACUCUGUAUCUAUUUAAUGUACAGCACUAUAAUGAGGAGGAUUAAAUUAUAUUACAUAUAUCUGUA
Molecule: messenger RNA, 889 nt
Organism: Procambarus clarkii (red swamp crayfish)
Lineage: Eukaryota; Metazoa; Arthropoda; Malacostraca; Decapoda; Cambaridae
Source: RefSeq, a predicted model, not a curated record